Molecule: messenger RNA, 1896 nt
Organism: Fragaria vesca subsp. vesca
Lineage: Eukaryota; Viridiplantae; Streptophyta; Magnoliopsida; Rosales; Rosaceae
Product: UDP-glycosyltransferase 87A2-like
Exons: 2
Coding region: 124-1464 (446 amino acids)
Molecular function (GO): UDP-glycosyltransferase activity
Source: RefSeq, a predicted model, not a curated record
UACGGCACCAUUUUGGAGGUCGUUCGACAUGGCACCGCUGUCUCCACUCUCUGCUACUCCUUGUAACUCUUCUCCUGAAGUCCCACACUCCCACAGUCAUAUCAACAUAACUAGACUAGAGAGAUGAACUCCGACAUGGUUGACCCGACCUUCUCCCGCCACGUGGCGGCGAUGCCUUUCCCGGGCCGAGGCCACAUCAACCCGAUGAUGAACUUCUGCAAGUUACUCUCUUCCAAACACCCCCAGCUCCUCAUCACCUUCGUCGUCACUGAAGAGUGGCUCGGGUUCAUCGCCUCCGACCCGAAACCCGACAACAUCCGCUUCGCCACAAUCCCCAACGUCAUCCCCGCCGAGCGCCUCAAGGCCUCCGACUUUCCUGCCUUUUAUGAAGCCGUCAUGACCAAAAUGCAAGACCCCUUUGACCAACUCCUUGACCGCCUCGAGCCGCCGGUCACCACCAUCAUAGCCGAUAUAGAAGUACUCUGGGGAGUUGAGGUUGGUAUCAAAAGGAAUAUUCCGGUGGCUCUGUUUUGGACCAUGUCUGCCAAAUUUCUUUCAAUGCUUCACCGUUUUAAUCUUUCGGAUCAUGGAGACCAGGAAUUGGAUCGAAUAGAAGAGCUUGGUGAAGUGUUUGAAGCAAAUGAUCCAAAGGUAAUGAAGCUUGCUCUGGAAUGCAUUGCCAUGGUUCCAAAAGCACAGUACCUUCUGUUCACUUCAGUUUAUGAGCUUGAAUCCCAAGGUUUUAGUACUCUACAAGCUGAGUUUGCUUUCCCUGUGUACCCAAUUGGUCCUGCUAUACCUUAUUUAGAGCUUGAAUAUGAAGCAAGUAGUGACAAUGGCCUUGACUGUCUAAAAUGGCUAGACUCCCAACCAAAAGGCUCUGUCUUGUACAUUUCAUUGGGGAGUUUUCUUUCGGUUUCGAGUGCCCAAAUGGAUGAAAUUGCUGCUGGGUUGAGGGAUAGUGGGAUUCGAUUCAUUUGGGUUGCGAGGGGAGAGAGUUCUAGGUUGAAAGAGAGGUGUGGUGAUAUGGGGUUGGUGGUGCCAUGGUGUGAACAAUUGAAGGUGUUGUGCCAUUCUUCUGUUGGGGGUUUUUGGAGUCAUUGUGGGUGGAACUCAACUCUUGAAGCUGUUUUUGGUGGUGUUCCGGUGCUUACUUUCCCUCUGUUCUUGGAUCAAGUGCCCAACAGUAGGCAAAUUGUUGAAGACUGGAGGAUUGGAAAGAGGGUUAGAGAGGUACAAGGUGAUGAGAGUUUGUUGACAAGGGACAAAAUUGCCAAGCUGGUGCGGAGAUUUAUGGAUCUUGAAAGCGAAGAUGGAAAGGAAAUGAGGAAGAGAGCGAUAGAGCUCGGGGAUUUGUGUCACCAAGCAAUUGCAAAAGGUGGUUCAUCUGAUAAGAACCUUGAUGGUUUUAUCAGUGAUAUAACCAAAGCUGCUGCCAUCAAGAGGACUGAUGUUCCUAUUUAGGUAGGUACAGCUUCCUUAUCAUUUCUAAUGUAGCAUAAUGUUUUGUAUGAUAGUGUAUCUGCAUGUCUAUACAUUAUGUUUUUGGUGAUGUGUGUGCAACCCCUACAAUGUAAAUUAGUCCCUUUGCUUUGGAAUCUGAAUUGGUGCUUGAAUGCUGGUAGUCUAUUCUGUUGGCAAUUUUGGCACGAUCUCAAACAAUCAGUGCUCUUUGGAGAGAGCAUCGCCAAGACAUCGGUUUCCUAGUGAAAAUGAUGAAGGAUAUCUUUCAACUGUUAGGUGUUAAGUUUUCAAGAUUGUUAUGUUAUUGGUAGAACUGUAAAGUGCAAAAUAUUGGUGGCGUUUAUGAGUAGCAUGUGGUAAUUGUUUGAAUCGCAUUUGUCAGAUGAACUUCCGAUCAUCUCAUAUUUUAAGUUAAGGUAAUCAAAUGGCAGA